Molecule: messenger RNA, 4657 nt
Organism: Hemiscyllium ocellatum (epaulette shark)
Lineage: Eukaryota; Metazoa; Chordata; Chondrichthyes; Orectolobiformes; Hemiscylliidae
Gene: ror2
Product: receptor tyrosine kinase-like orphan receptor 2
Exons: 9
Coding region: 328-3174 (948 amino acids)
Biological process (GO): multicellular organism development; protein phosphorylation; cell surface receptor protein tyrosine kinase signaling pathway
Cellular component (GO): signaling receptor complex
Molecular function (GO): transmembrane receptor protein tyrosine kinase activity; protein binding; ATP binding
Source: RefSeq, a predicted model, not a curated record
AGUGGAAGAAGACAGUUUUCAGGAUCGCAAAUCUUAGGAUUUCAUUACUGCAGGGGAUGUUGCAAAGUCUUUCCUCAGAAGAACACUACCAGAUUUGUAUGAACUCACCCGCAACUUAGAGCUUUAUCCCUUUACGCUAUGUUUUUAGAGAUUUGAUUUUGAAGAACAACUCAGUGGCUUUGUAUAAGGUUCAUUUUUUUUUGUUCCUUCUCGUGGUUCUGUGGUGCCUCCCUUGGGAGCGGAGGACCGUUCGGUCUCCUUGGAUGAACACGACGAAUUCGUACUUUAAAAGAAAAUUUGGUGCGGUCUGCAUUUAAUCAAGGAGUGAUGUACAUAACUCGGAUAAAGUCAAGACUUUUUGGGAAAAAUUUUGUGCUGUUUUUGUUAAUGUGCUGCCCGCUUAUCGGAGAGAUUUCAACAGAUGUAGCUCAACAGUCUGAUCCACUUGGCUCCAUUGAACCCGAAGGAGACCAGCACAGUCCUUUGCCUACAGCUAAAGGUUAUUUUCUGACCUUUCUGGCACCUGUGAACAAUAUUACUAUAGUACAAGGACAGACUGCAACUUUGCACUGCAAAGUUGCAGGCAACCCAAUUCCAAAUAUAAGAUGGUUGAAAAAUGAUGCUCCAGUUUUCCAAGAAGCAAGACGGAUCACAAUAAGAAAAACAGAAUAUGGUUCUCGCCUGAGAAUUCAAGACCUGGAUACAACAGACACAGGCUAUUACCAAUGUGUUGCAUCUAAUGGCAAUAAAACCAUCACAGCUACUGGGGUGCUUUAUGUGAAACUUGGUCAGUCUCCAACUCAUAGUCCACAUCACAGUUCACAUGAUGAAGACAAUGAAGAUGGAUUCUGUCAGCCAUACAGAGGAAUUGCAUGUGCUCGAUUCAUUGGAAAUCAAAGCAUUUAUGUGGAUUCCCUCCAAAUGCAGGGAGAAAUUGAAAACCGUAUUACUGCUGCAUUUACUAUGAUUGGUACUUCCACCCAUCUCUCAGAUCAGUGUUCACAAUUUGCCAUUCCGUCUUUUUGUCACUUCGUGUUCCCCCUCUGCGAUGACAAUUCCCGUCAUCCCAAACCACGGGAAUUAUGCCGAGAUGAAUGCGAAGUUUUGGAAAAUGAUCUGUGUAGAACAGAAUACAUUAUUGCAAGAUCAAACCCACUCAUUCUUAUGCAGCUUCAGUUGCCAAACUGUGAGGAUCUGCCACUGCCGGAAAGCCCAGAGGCUGCAAGCUGCAUGAGAAUUGGAAUUCCUGUGGAUAGGAUUAACAGAUUUGGCUAUACAGAUCAUCAAUGCUACAAUGGCAGUGGAGCAGAUUACAGAGGAACAGUCAGCGUGACCAAAUCAGGAUACAAGUGCCAGUUGUGGAAUUCCCAAUAUCCUCACACUCAUCAGUUUAGCAGUUUGGAGUAUCCAGAACUUGGAGGUGGCCAUGCUUACUGUCGAAAUCCAGGUGGACAAAUGGAUGGACCAUGGUGCUACACACAGAGCGAAGCUCGUCUUGAACUCUGUGAUAUUCCUGCCUGCCAUCCACAUGAAAAUAGCAAAAUGGAAAUCCUCUACAUACUUGUCCCUAGCAUUGCCAUUCCACUGGUCAUAGCUUUGUUAUUUUUCUUAAUCUGUAUGUGUCGAAACAAACACAAGACAUCUACACCUUCUCCUCAGCGGCGCCAGCUAAUGGCAUCUCCCAGUCAGGAUAUGGAGAUGCCACUCAUCAGCCCUCACAAACAGGUGAAACUGAAAGAUAUCUGUCUGUCUGCAGUGCGAUUUAUGGAAGAACUUGGAGAGGAUCGGUUUGGGAAAGUGUAUAAGGGACAUUUGUACAGCACAGGCCCUGGUGAACAAGCACAAGUUAUAGCAAUUAAAACUAUGAAGGAUAAAACUGAAGUGACACUUAGAGAAGAAUUCAAACAUGAAGCUCUGUUGCGAUCCAGGCUACAACAUCAAAAUAUUGUUUGCCUUCUUGGUAUAGUGACUAAGGAACAACCCAUGAGUAUGAUCUUUUGUUAUCCUUCCCAAAGUGACCUCCAUGAAUUUCUAGUGAUGCGGUCACCACAUUCAGAUAUUGGAAGCAGUGAUGAUGACAGGACAGUGAAGUCUGCGCUGGAACCAGCUGACUUCCUGCACAUUGUGACUCAGAUUGCCGCUGGCAUGGAAUACUUAUCCAGCCACCAUGUCAUACACAAGGAUCUGGCAACCAGGAAUGUCUUGGUCUGUGAUAAACUCCACAUAAAAAUAUCUGAUUUGGGCAUCUUCAGAGAGGUUUACUCUGCAGAUUACUACAAGCUGAUGGGAAGUUCACUUCUACCGAUCCGCUGGAUGCCACCUGAAGCUAUAAUAUAUGGCAAAUUUUCUGUUGAUUCUGACAUAUGGUCUUUUGGGGUAGUGGCAUGGGAAGUAUUUGGCUAUGGCUUGCAACCGUAUUGUGGGUAUUCAAAUCAAGAUGUCAUAGAAAUGAUAAGAAACCGUCAUGUAUUGCCCUGUCCAGAUGAUUGCCCAGCCUGGAUAUACAGUCUGAUGCUGGAAUGUUGGAAUGAAUUUCCAUCAAGAAGACCACGGUUUAAAGAUAUCCACACAAGACUGCGAACAUGGGAAAAUCUGUCCAAUUAUAAUAGCUCGGCUCCUCCUUCUGGGGGCAGCAAUGCAACACAGACUAGCUCUCUCAGCACCAGCCCUGUCAGUAAUGUUAGCAAUACAAGAUAUGUGGGACCAAAGCAAAAAACACAUUUUCCACCACCUCAGUUCAUACCUGUAAAGGGACAGAUACGACCAAUGGUUUCUCCACCCCAAUUGUACAUUCCAGUAAAUGGUUAUCAGCCAAUGCCAGCCUAUGGUGCCUAUUUGCCAAAUUAUUAUCCAAUGCAUAUCCAGAUGCAGAUGGCUCAACAGUUACCCCCACAAAUGAUACCAAAGACAGGUUCCCAGAAUAGUGGAAGUGGCUCCACAAGCACAGGUUAUGUAACAACUGCACCCUCAAAUGCGUCUGGAACAGAUCGUAUUGCUUUGAUCCAAGAUCAGUCAAAUGGCAUGGAGGAUGAGCCUAAUGAACCCACUAUUGCAGAUGAAGUACCUGCUUCUGAGAGUCUCCAAGAUGAAGAAAUGUUGGUACCGGAAACAGAAUUACUUGGUGAUGCUGACCUACCACAAACAGCUGAUGUGGAAACAGAAACAGAAGCAUAAACUAUUUUUUCCAGAAAAAGUUGCUCAAUUAUUACUAAAACAUGAGUGAUAGUAACAGAAAGAAUGUGAAACAACAAAGUGUUAAAGUUAUAAAUUUUUAUUAUUUCUCUUUUAAAAAAGUUUAUUUUCAUUAAUGACAUGGGUACAAUUUAUCUAUACCUUGCCAUUUUAUGUUAGCCUCCCCUGGAAUUUGCAGCUGGCACAGUAAGAAAACCCUGAUUCUUACAACUUAUAUUCGCUUUUCAGUGGAAUGCAUGUAGGUGGCAAAAGUAGGUGCAUUGCAGAUUUGAAAUAUUUUACUGAGGUUUGUGACUCGACUGAAUGAGUAGUUUUGAUUUCCUAAUGUUGCUGUGCAACUUUAUAUUUAAUGUGUUACAUAAAUAUUGCUCGACAAUGUAUGUUUACACAUUGAACUGUAAUAAAACACACUUCAUGAAGUAAAAGCUAAUGUAUGGGAGAACAGAUCCUCCAGCCACAAGUGACUAAAUAAAACAAAAAUACUCAGUGGAGGUACUUUCAUUGUACACAUUUGUACACUAGAAUAGCAUUAGGAAUAGGAAUUUUAUAAAUAUGUUAGUAGAAUACAAAGAAAUGGCAUUCUGAUUACUCUAACAGUAUUGCAAAUGCCUCCUUGCUCCCAGUAGUCAAUCAACUUGUGACUGAAAUGACACAGACUGUGCAUAAAUAAUGUGAAGAAAUGUACACUGGGAAAAAGGAGAAUGAAACUAAAGUGCAAAAUAUCUUACCAUUUUAUGAGAGAACUGGUGUGCAGAUAGCUACUGUGUGGCAUCUGACAGAAGAGGUGCUGCUCUUUGCUUCAAGGCAACACUGAGAAGAAAGAAAAUUAUAAACCAAACUAUACCAUUAGUAUUUCAUAUUAACCAACAAGUGACUGUUUAUAACUGUCUUGUUCUAUAUUUUAGCUGUCAAAUAUUAAUUACAAGCUUACACUUUUAAACGUUAAGUGAAAUAUUCUUUGUUAAUACAAAAAAUGAAAACUUGUUUUGUGACAAAAAUCCUACUAAUUUCUCAAACUGUCUCUUCUGUCUUGGCAAACAGUUUUGCAUAUUGUGUCCAUUCUUUUGUUACCUUUUAAAGAAAUAUGUUGUACAGAAAACAAACCUUGCAUUUCAUGUUUUUAAAAAUCUCAAGGCUUUAAUUGUAAUUUAUCUUUCAUGCUGUAGUAUUUUUUGACAUAUACCUGUAAUGUAAUGAAACAAAAGUUUGAUUUUAUAAUUUAACUGGAAACCUACUAAGGAAAUACUUAUUCCACUUAGUUUGAUUUCCCCUUCAUUAACUAAUCUUUAAAUUUCCUAUUUAGUUUAAAUGGAGGUAAUUGCUAAACUCAUGAGCACAAUGUUUAUAUAUUUUGUAAGCCAAACCACACAGCAUUUCAAAUAAAGUAAUUAAACACCAUUCAUAUACACUUCCUUGCUAAAGAUUGUGUUUUUGGUCAUCGGCUACAUCUGGUGCAAGUCACUUU